GUCAAGCAGGUGGCGCCCUCCUCCGGCGCACAUGAGAAACAUGUAACGUUUAAGUUAGGGUUAGUUGGUUGGUUUAGUUAUCGUUAGCGUGCACCUUGCGCAACAUGCCUUCGUUGGCACGUUACCGAGGCAUGCCCCUGCGCACGAGAGACGCCGACUGCGGCGUGCGAACCGACGACUUCGCAUCCCCACCCCGGAGGACCUAGUUAACCGGAGCGAAACCUCACCUAACCAGCACGGUUAGUAAGCUAACUAUUAGCGGUCAACCGAAUGCCUCUCUUAACGCCUGCAACAACCUUACAAAACCAAUCUCCGGAGACCUUACCACGCCUCCGGGACGACGAUGGUGCUCAAGUUUACGGUCGAACAGAUCGACUUGGUUCGCCGCUUAAAAGACACCGGUAUCACGAUGAAAGAGAUCGGCAUCAUAUACUUCAAGUUGGAGCGGCUGGAGCGCACCAUCCGCAGGGGCGCCGAUCAACGCCGCUCGCCUCCUCAGCACUACGUCGGUGCUAACGGCGGUGGAUUUACGGCACCGAACGGCAUUGCGACGCCUCCGACGACCGUAGCGAGCGUGCCGACGCAGCCGCAGCCGCCGGCUCAACAAGCGACGCCGAGGAACGAAGAGGACGAGUGCACGUCGAGCUCCGAGAGCUCGUCCACCGAGUCGCCGGCACACCAGCAACAACAGAAUGGCUUUCAACAGCAGGACUGCGCUGUCGCUGCAGUUGCAGACGGGUGUCAGAGGUCGGCGACUGCACCCCCGGACGCUUCGCAGGGACACUCGAACGCUGUUGUGCCCCGAGGCGUUCAAGGCCUGGCGUUCCCACGGCGGCACCACUUCCGCUUCACCGACUCCCAGCUGCAGGUGCUGCGGAGGGCAUUUGAGGCCAACCCCUAUCCCGAGGCGGACGAGAGGGAUGCCAUCGCCACUGAGUGCAACCUCAGUGCGCUCAAUUCUGGCGAGCCAGUUCCGACAGAUGUGACAGCCAGCAUGGUGAACAACUGGUUCUGCAAUCGUCGAAAGGAUGCCAGCAAGCUGCUGAAGCACUCCACCCCGAGCACCGACAUGACCAGGCUGCCCCAGGACGCGCUGAAGCGGCUGACCAAGCAGCGUGAGCGCUUCACCUUUGUCAAGGGCCACCUGGAAAUCUUGGAGAGGCACUAUCAGCGGAACCCUUACCCUAGCCAGAACGACAAGGAGAGGGUCGUGGAGGAGUGCAACGCCUACUCCAUGGAGAGUGGUUCAAGCCGGUGCGGCUUCAUGACAAUAACCAACGUCAGCAACUGGUUCGCCAACGGCGCACGAGGGAGUUCCACCGCCAGUCCAGACACGUAUGUACACACCCACGUGUGCAUGUCGCUGUCACCUAUGCUGUGA
This is a messenger RNA of Dermacentor silvarum, 1381 nucleotides long. RefSeq lists its product as uncharacterized. Bases 344 to 1381 code for a protein of 345 amino acids. NCBI's taxonomy places the organism in Eukaryota, Metazoa, Arthropoda, Arachnida, Ixodida, Ixodidae. The transcript is spliced from 5 exons. The record is from RefSeq and is a predicted model, not a curated record. Gene Ontology annotation, molecular function: double-stranded telomeric DNA binding. Gene Ontology annotation, cellular component: nucleus.